Coregonus clupeaformis (lake whitefish) is the source of this 2826-nucleotide messenger RNA. RefSeq names its product cyclin-dependent-like kinase 5. Gene Ontology annotation, biological process: synaptic vesicle transport; axonogenesis; protein phosphorylation. The transcript has 12 exons. Gene Ontology annotation, cellular component: cytoplasm; nucleus. The coding region runs from base 337 to 1215 and encodes 292 amino acids. The record is from RefSeq and is a predicted model, not a curated record. Lineage: Eukaryota; Metazoa; Chordata; Actinopteri; Salmoniformes; Salmonidae. Gene Ontology annotation, molecular function: cyclin-dependent protein serine/threonine kinase activity; ATP binding.
ACAGGCUUCUUAGAACCGGAUUGUGCAGUCUGUUUAGUUGGACCUCUGAUUGAGGAUUUAUUCAGGAGGGAACAUUGGAACAAAAUGGAGAAUAUUGUUUUCUUGUAAACAUUUCUCAGAUUGACCACGAGAAUGACAGUGAAACAGGUUCAUAAUAAUUAUUUUUGACUGAGAAUGGGCGAUUUUGCAUGCAGUUCUUAAUUUGGCCUUUAGAUGCCCAUGUAGCAGCAUCAUUGUAGCUGGGAACAGCUAGCUAACACGUAUCAAAAAUAUCCCCAAACCCUGGGGGUGCAUUUCACUAGUUAGCUAGCUAAAGACUAGCUUUAUUGACAAAAUAUGCAGAAGUAUGAAAAGCUCGAAAAGAUUGGAGAGGGUACAUAUGGAACUGUUUUCAAAGCAAAACACAGAGAAACGCAUGAAAUCGUGGCUUUGAAAAGAGUGAGAUUGGAUGACGACGAUGAGGGGGUCCCAAGUUCUGCCCUGCGAGAAAUUUGCCUCUUGAAAGAACUGAAGCAUAAAAACAUUGUGAGGUUGCAUGAUGUUCUGCACAGUGACAAGAAGUUAACAUUGGUAUUUGAAUUUUGUGAUCAAGAUCUAAAGAAAUAUUUCGACAGCUGCAAUGGAGACCUAGAUCCAGAAACUGUCAAGUCGUUCAUGUACCAGCUGUUGAAGGGGCUUGCCUUCUGCCACAGUCGGAAUGUUCUCCAUAGAGACCUGAAACCACAGAACCUCCUCAUCAACAGGAAUGGGGAAUUGAAGCUGGCUGACUUUGGCUUGGCUCGAGCCUUUGGAAUCCCAGUGAGAUGUUACUCAGCAGAGGUUGUGACGUUGUGGUAUAGGCCCCCAGAUGUGCUCUUUGGUGCUAAGCUUUAUUCUACCUCCAUUGACAUGUGGUCUGCUGGAUGCAUAUUUGCAGAGUUGGCAAAUGCUGGAAGGCCCCUGUUCCCGGGUAAUGACGUUGACGACCAGCUGAAGAGGAUCUUCAGAUUGUUGGGUACACCAACUGAAGAACAGUGGCAAACAAUGACAAAGCUCCCAGACUACAAGCCGUACCCCAUGUAUCCAGCCACGACCUCACUGGUGAAUGUUGUCCCCAAACUCAGUAGCCCAGGACGAGAUCUGCUGCAGAAUCUUUUGAAGUGUAAUCCUGUCCAGAGGAUCUCUGCAGAGGAGGCAUUGCAGCACCCCUACUUUGCUGAUUUCUGCCCACCGUAGAUGAGAUGCCAAAACACACGUCACUCAACAAAACCUCAGCCAUCGGAAUCAAUCCUCUUUCACUCCAUCUUUUCAACAGGACCUGUUUAUCCUGACUCCCUGCAAGACUCAUCUUCCAGCAGCACCUGUUUUAACUAAGAGACUUCCCUUCAGAAUAUCCUGUUGUGCCUCCUAAUGGAAUUAAGUCCUUGUGGGCUCUGCAAGAUUUUAGAUCCUGUUAGCAAGCCUGUUUGUCUUCUCAUUGUCUGUUAAGCACAGUAAGCGCACUGACAUGGAAACAUAACAUGUAGCAAUGAACAAUUCUGGACCCGGAGAAACAGUGAAUCCUUCUGAGCCAAUAGUUGCACAGCAGAUUAAGCAGUUUGAACAAUUGAAUUAGUGUGCUGCAUAAUGUACUGGCAAAACUGUAGUUAUUUGGAUACAUUCCUCAAAUAGUGUUAAUGUACCACUGCUGGUAACUUGUCAAUAUUGCAUUAAUAGGUUAUGAUAAGAUUGGAGACAGACAGACUUGCAUGUCUUCCUUGUCCUUCAUCAUAGUCGUAACCAUUUUCCACUUUAAAAGGAGAUUGUAAAAGAGGGGGAGGUUUAUUUAUAUUUGUCAGUUCUCAGGCUUUCUUUUUAGCUUUUAGUAUUUGAUUUUUUUUGUGCACUUUUGGUAAAUGGCAUUUCCUUUUUUAAUAAUUUAGAUCUCAUCCGCUCUAUCAAGUAAAGUUGAACACAAAGUUGGGGUAUUGUCGAAGUUGGGGUCAAUAGAUAUGUAUUAUGAACAGUGGACCAUACGUACUUGAGUAAUUUGCUUUUAUUUUAGUUUCAUUUUGUAACUUUCUACCAUCUUUUAUCAUUGACCUGAUGUCUUAUAGCUUAAUGAAAGUGAAGUGAGAGCGGAGGAAAUCCAUUGAUACCUGUAUUACCACAUUACGAUUGUUUUGCACCACUGACUUUAGCUGUGUUCACUCUGAUGGGUAACUUAAUUUUGGCAAAGAACUAGUACGUUUUGCAGUGUUAUUUUACUCCAGAUAGUCGCAACUUAUCCCACAAAAGCCAACGUUUAACUAAUCUUUGAGGUUGUUGUCAGCUACCAAAACAUUGGUUUUGAUCAAUAGGGAAAAUAUUUAUUUUGAUAUAAGAGAAAGAAUUAAUAGAAUGCAUGUAUUUAUUGAUAAUUGAAUGUCUGCUUAUGUGUGCAUUUAGUCUUUUUAUUUACACAACGCAUUACUUUUCAUGAGUUGCAAUGUUCUCCUUAUUAAAAUAAUGAAAUGUGUGACAGUUAGAUCCAUGGCAAUUUUACGGCUCUGUCUAGGAUGCGUUAUACUUUGGUGGUGUGUAUGUUUGCAUCCGAGUUGAGAUAGAACAGUUGGGACAUCACAAGAUUCCAUUAUCACAUGUAAAGACAAGCAAUUCCAGUGCUUAUUUUAGACGAGUGCUGUAGAAUAUUAGUUUAACUAUGACAUUACUUUAAUCUUUAUUUAGAAUGAAGAGUGGACUUUGCACUUUCCUAUUAUCAUAGUUUUAUUGUUGGACUUGGGUUAAGUAUUUAGACAAUUGCUGCCAGGCAGUGGUCUCUUCUGUAAAUUUCAAAACAACAGUUCAAUAAAGUGGACUCAAAAGUGA